UUAAUCUAGGCACAUUGGAUUAUGUAUCCCUAGAUACACAGUGGUUUAAAAUAAGAGGUGAUGGUCACAGCUAAGACGUCUAUUUGAACCUAUGGGUCUACUUGUUCAGGAUUGAAGGGAGUUUAAAGGACAUCAACGUCAGGAGCAGAAUUCCAGCUUUUGAAAAUUCAGAAAGACGAAAGAAAUUUCUAAAUUAUCAGUAUGGCAACACCAUAUCGAUUACCCCCCAAUUACAUGAGACAUCAAGGCAAUUCUGGCAGACACUUUGUUGGACGACAUUAUGAGAGGGAAGAACUGAAGAUCUUGAUCAAGGAUGAAGAUACUCAAAUAAUACAAGUUUAUGGACUGCCUUAUGUUGGCAAAACAAGUCUUGUGAAAACUGUCUGUCAAGAAUUGAAGGAUGAAAUCAACCCCGAAAGACUCCACAUAAAACACAUCCAUAUUUCUAAUAAUAGCAGUUGGUCUGAUAUUUCCAACAUGUACAAUACAUUCACCAAUUGUUCCAGUAUCACCAACACGAAAUGGAAAAUUUGUAUUUUUGAUGAUUUCCAGAACAUUCAAGAAAGCUUCCUUCCAGGUUUCCAGGAGCUUUGCGACAAUGACUUUUCACUGCACAGAAAUCUAAAAAUCAUUCUCAUUUUAAGUGGUGGAAAACCAUUUCAGUUUGAUAGAAUCAGAUUUGCAGAGUGUAAAGUGAGUCCAUUGUCCAUUAAAGAUGCCCAGCUUCUUUUCGGUCGCUGUUCAGACAUUGAGACGGAUGAUGAGAACAAAGAACAAAUACACAACAUCAUCAGAUAUGCCUGUGGCCUGCCAGGACUUCUUAUUUACUUUGCAGAAAAAUUCUCCCAGUUUCGUCAUAAUUUCUCUUUUAAUGAUAUCUACAAAAUGAUUUGUGAUGAAACCAAGCUCAAUGACUGGCUGGACGAAUGUACAAUUAACAGACGUAAUAUCAAACAAGAAAUGGACAAGUACUUUUCUCAACUCUCUCACGAACAGCAAGAAGCUCUCAAAGUGCUUUCAUAUUUUCCUGGAAGAUUUGGUAUUGAGGAAGCUGUUGAAAUGACUGGUUCUUCUAGUCAACCAGCUUCCAAGAUGCAUGUUUUGAUGCCACUUGUGGAGCAAGGUUUGAUCAGUUCAGAUUUAGAAUUACAGUAUUUCCAAGUACAAGAAUUAAUACGUGCAAUUACUAAACAACAGAUUGACAAUGUACACAGCAAUGAUUUGGUAAAGCUCAAAUAUACAAACAUUAUUGGGAAAAGUCUGAUGAAGGCUCAAGAUAUUUAUGAUAAAGGCCUCAUAUAUGAAGCACUCGGAAUAAUGAACAACAACUGGGAAAAUAUUUCGUUUCUGAUGAAGAAAGGGAUUGAUGCACCCUCAGAUGGUAGGACAUAUGGAGUUUAUUAUGAGAUAACAUUAAAAGCCUCAGAUAUACUGAUGCUAUGUCACCCUAGAGAUUCAAGACAGUUUUUCCAAGCAUGUCUACAAAACUCCCUGUUAUUUGGUAAUGAAGAAGAACAAGCUCUUAUGAAUAUAGCAUAUGGUGUAUCAUUGACAGAUUUACCAG
Molecule: messenger RNA, 1564 nt
Organism: Octopus sinensis (East Asian common octopus)
Lineage: Eukaryota; Metazoa; Mollusca; Cephalopoda; Octopoda; Octopodidae
Exons: 4
Source: RefSeq, a predicted model, not a curated record